AUGGAUCCAAAAUCGGAGUCGGAUCCGUGCCCGCUGCUAAGAGGUAUCCAUUUCGAGGUGUCACUGCCGAAGAAGGGUUUUGAGGGUUUCACAGCUUCUGCAGUUUCCUCGUCAUUUCUUGUUUGUUCUUCUUCACACCCAAAGAUGAAGCUCGUCAGGUUUUUGAUGAAGUUGAACAACGAGACCGUGUCGAUCGAGCUGAAGAAUGGGACUGUGGUCCAUGGAACCAUCACUGGUGUUGAUGUUAGCAUGAAUACUCACUUGAAGACAGUUAAAAUGAGCCUGAAGGGGAAAAACCCAGUAACACUCGAUCAUCUGAGCUUGAGGGGAAACAAUAUCCGCUACUACAUUCUUCCUGAUAGCUUGAACCUGGAGACUCUACUUGUGGAAGACACUCCUCGAGUUAAACCUAAGAAGCCUGUUGCUGGGAAGCCUGUUGGACGCGGCCGUGGGCGUGGGCGUGGUCGUGGUCGUGGCCCUGGCAGUGGCAGAGGUCGUUAG
Messenger RNA from Thlaspi arvense, 501 nucleotides. The record is from the annotation of a GenBank genome assembly. NCBI's taxonomy places the organism in Eukaryota, Viridiplantae, Streptophyta, Magnoliopsida, Brassicales, Brassicaceae.